Molecule: messenger RNA, 814 nt
Organism: Phacochoerus africanus (Common warthog)
Lineage: Eukaryota; Metazoa; Chordata; Mammalia; Artiodactyla; Suidae
Gene: IFT43
Product: intraflagellar transport 43
Exons: 9
Coding region: 128-688 (186 amino acids)
Biological process (GO): intraciliary retrograde transport
Cellular component (GO): intraciliary transport particle A; cilium
Source: RefSeq, a predicted model, not a curated record
GACCUUGGCGAGGAGCGGCGUCGCGGCUCGGCCUUCUCCGUGAGGACCGACUCGGGGGCUUGGGGCCAGCAAUUGGCGGGUGGGCAGGAAUGACCCCGCCGGCCCCGGCUUCCCUGAGGGGCCCAGGAUGGGGCGCCGAGCUCAACAGGAGUCCGCUCAAGCCGAGAACCAUCUCGGUGGCAAGACGGCCUCUUCCCCUCUGACUGCAGAGACUCCCCCUCCCAAACCUCCCCGCCGGCAAGGAGGCUGGGCCGACUACUCCAUGAAGGCUUUCAAGUUGGGAAGGAAGGCUUCUGAAGAAAUAGAAGAUCACCGCCUCAGACAGCAGAGCCUGGUUGGAUCAGAUGAUGGAGGAGAUAUUCCUGUUAUUCCAGACCUAGAAGAGGUACAGGAGGAAGACUUCGUUUUGCAGGUGGCAGCCCCUCCCAGCAUCCAGGUAAACCGGGUGAUGACUUACCGUGACCUGGACAAUGACCUCAUGAAGUAUGCAGCCUUCCAGACCUUGGAUGGAGAGAUUGACCUGAAGCUCCUCACCAAAGUCCUGGCGCCGGAGCACGAGGUGCGAGAGGACGAUGUCAGCUGGGACUGGGACCGUCUGUACGCAGAGGUGUCCUCAGAGCUCCUCAGUGAGUGGGACCUGCUGCACGCGGACAAGGAGGACCCCGGGGGACCGUCCGCACACACCUGAGCUCCGGGGGUCAGCAGACGCUCUCCUGCAGGCGGUCACCUCUGCCAUAAACCUAAAACGAAAGAAGCUUGCCAGCAGCUUAGAAUUUUUAUAUGGACCAUUUUGUAAUAAAAAUAACUAUUUUCA